AGAGAGAGAGAGAGAGAUGGAGCUCUUCAAGAUGUUCAUGUCCCUUGCUUUGCUUUCUGUGGUGGCAGUGUUUGUGCGUCUGUACAAGGCUCUGGUGACGGAGCCGGCGAGGGUUCGAAGGAUACUGAAGAAGCAGGGAAUAAGCGGACCACCACCAAGUUUUUUACUUGGUAAUAUGAUGGAGGUCAAGAAGCCAAUCGAUGCCGCAGCGAAAGCUACUAAAUCCGCCGCCAAUAAUGGAACCCAACUCGACCACAACUGGGUUGCUACUCUCUUUCCAUUCUUCGAGAAGUGGAGACAAAUAUACGGUGAAUUGUUUGUGUUUUCUCUUGGUAAUUCGCAAAUAAUGUAUGUGAAUCACCCUGAUUUGAUAAAAGAGAUAACCACGCAUACAACCUAUGACUUGGGUAAACCUUCAUAUCACCGAAAAGAGUUUGGUCCUUUGCUUGGCGACGGCAUUCUUACCACAAAUGGACCUACCUGGGCAUAUCACAGAAAAGUCCUUGCUCCUGAAUUGUACAUGGAGAAAAUCAAGGGAAUGAUAAGCCAAAUAUCAGAGUCUGUAGUUAUUCUGGUUGACGCAUGGAAGAACAAAAUUGAUUCUGAGGGUGGACUUGCAGAUAUAAACAUUGACGAGUACAUGAGAACCUUUUCCGGAGAUGUGAUUUCCAGAGCUUGUUUUGGUAGCAAUUAUGUUAAGGGAAAAGAGAUUUUCAACAGACUUAAAGUUCUCCAGGAGGCUACUUCUGAUAAAGUUUUGUCCAUUGGUAUCCCUGGAAUAACAUAUCUUCCAACAAAGGCUAACAGAGAAGCAUGGGCACUAGAGAAAGAGAUUCAUAAUUUGAUCCUAGAGGUGGUGAAGGAGAGGAAGGAAACUGGGGCUGAGAAGGACCUUUUGCAAAUGGUCAUGGAAGGCGCUGAAAAUGGUGAAAUGAACCAAAAAGAAAUAGACCAAUUCAUUGUUGCUAACUGCAAAAACGUAUACUUGGCAGCGCAUGAGGCUAGUGCAAUUGGGGCAUCAUGGUGUCUAAUGCUCUUGGCCUCAAACCCAGAAUGGCAAGAUCGAGUUCGUGCUGAGGUCCUUGAAAUUACCGGUGGUCAAACACCAGAUGCUGAUAUGCUCCGUAAAAUGAAACAGCUAACUAUGGUCCUUCAAGAAACGUUGCGUCUUUAUCCAUCUGGGCCUGCAUUGGCAAGGGAGGUUUUGAAUGAUGUGACAAUCGGGGGUUAUCAAAUACCGAAGGGUGUCAUCCUUUGGACCAUGGUUGUGACAAUGCACACUGAACCUGAAUUCUGGGGACCCGAUGUCUUGAGUUUUAACCCAGAGAGGUUCGCAAACGGAGUCAAUGCUGCGUGCAAGCUUCCACACGGCUUCUUGCCUUUCGGAUUCGGGCCACGAAUCUGUGUUGGGCAGCACUUGGCCAUGGUUGAACUGAAGAUGCUAAUUGCUUCCCUUGUGUCCAACUUCUCUUUCACUCUCUCUCCCAAGUAUGUCCACUCUCCGGCUCUGAAAUUGGUGAUAAAGCCUGAAUUUGGAGUUGACCUUCUGAUGAAGAAGCUCUAAGCUGCACCUUUAGAUACAUUUUCUUCCAAGAGAUAACUAGUUGCAGUCCGGGCAACAAAACUUAUGUUGAUAUAAGGGGAGAAAACAUCUUCCUUAAUUUUAAGCCCACUAUUGUAUUUUUUGUUUGUUCUUUAUACUGUUUGAUAUUACCUAUAAAAAUGGUGUAUGAUUUCAUAAGUAAUCCAAUG
This is a messenger RNA of Ilex paraguariensis (yerba mate), 1752 nucleotides long. The record is from the annotation of a GenBank genome assembly. NCBI's taxonomy places the organism in Eukaryota, Viridiplantae, Streptophyta, Magnoliopsida, Aquifoliales, Aquifoliaceae.